AUGGCUUCGUCUUCCUCUUCGCGCUACGGUGUGUUCCUGAGCUUCCGAGGAACUGAUACUCGUAGAACCUUUGUCAGCCAUCUUCACAAAGCCUUAGUUAACCGAGGAAUCGUCACCUUUAAGGACGAUGUGAAGAUUAGAACGGGCGAUCCUUUUCCCCACGAAAUCCUUGAAGCUAUCCAAGAUUCGAUUUUUGCAGUCAUUGUUAUCUCGGAGAAUUUCACUUCUUCAAAGUGGUGUUUGAUCGAGCUCCAAUCGAUAAUGGAGCUUUGGAGCUCAAAAAAACUCAUCGUCUUUCCGAUCUUCUACGGAGUGGAGCCCUCUGAUGUCAGGAAAGAGGAAGGCCAUUUCUGGGAACCGCUUAAAUUGCACAUGUGUAACUCAUUUGCAGAGGAGGUUCCUAAAUGGAAAGAGGCUCUCACCAAAGUCUCCUAUCUCAAUGGAAAGGAUUCUAGAAAAUUGUAA
Molecule: messenger RNA, 465 nt
Organism: Camelina sativa (false flax)
Lineage: Eukaryota; Viridiplantae; Streptophyta; Magnoliopsida; Brassicales; Brassicaceae
Source: RefSeq, a predicted model, not a curated record